Molecule: messenger RNA, 1792 nt
Organism: Capra hircus (goat)
Lineage: Eukaryota; Metazoa; Chordata; Mammalia; Artiodactyla; Bovidae
Gene: GPSM1
Product: G-protein signaling modulator 1
Molecular function (GO): GTPase regulator activity; protein binding
Source: RefSeq, a predicted model, not a curated record
AGCAUCCCCCGGGCCCCGUCCUCCGACGAGGAGUGCUUCUUCGACCUGCUGAGCAAGUUCCAGAGCAGCCGCAUGGACGACCAGCGCUGCCCCCUGGAGGACGGCCAGCCCGCGGCCGCCGAAGCCACAGCCACCCCCACCCUGGAGGGUCGGGUCGCCCAGCCCUCGCUGACGGCCUCCCCACAGACCGAGGAGUUCUUUGACCUCAUCGCCAGCUCCCAGAGCCGCCGGCUGGAUGACCAGCGUGCCAGUGUGGGCAGCCUGCCCGGCCUGCGCAUCACCCACAACAACCUGGGCCACCUGCGUGGUGAUGGGGACCCCCAGGAGCCAGGGGACGAGUUCUUCAACAUGCUCAUCAAGUGCCAGUCCUCCAGAAUCGAUGACCAGCGCUGCCCGCCCCCGGAUGUGCCACCCCGCGGCCCCACCAUGCCCGACGAGGACUUCUUCAGCCUCAUCCAGAGGGUCCAGGCCAAGCGGAUGGAUGAGCAGCGGGUGGACCUCGCCGGGAGCCCGGAGCAGGAGGUGGGCGGGCCCCCGGAGUCCCGGCAGCAGUGCCAGCCCGGUGCCAGCUAAGGCGCCCGCAGCCAGGCCUGCCCCCCACCCCCCAGUCCUGGACGGGGCUGGGGUGGGGUGUGCUCACCAACAUCCAGGAUGCUCAUGGCCCCCUCCCCACCAAGAAGCCUCCCUAGGCUGCGGCUGAGGGCAGGCUCUGAGCCAUGCGGCCCCGCCCACUGCGCCGGACGCCGGGCACCCAGCCCCCUCUGUGCCCCUUCCCAGGGCAGCAGGCUCAGGCCGGGGCUCGCUCCUGUCCUGCGCCCGCCCCACGCGGUACGUGGCUUCUCGCAGCCCUGCCCUCGCCCUCGCCCUGCCCCAGGCCGGCCUUCAGCAUGUCGGCUCCAAAGCCCAGGUGCUGUCUGGAUCCUCUCCACUCUCUCCCUGCCCCCUGCCCGGCCAAAUGUGAAGCCCCGCUGCCCACCACCCCCCACCCCCAGAGGCGUCUCUGAAGCCUCCUCUCUGGGGCCACCAGUGACGGGCAUUUCUGUUCUCCGGAAGCUGGCCCCGGUGUGCUGAGCACAGGCGUGCCCGCCCCAACUCGGCCUCACCCCUGGGAGGGCCCCUCCCAGGCCCUGUCCCGCUUCCUGCCGGGGCUGGAGGACAAGGACACACGGAGACUUGGCAAGCCUGCAGCCUGAGAGGGCAAUGCCCCCCCAACGAGGGUCUCUGGGCCCCACCAGGCAUGUCGUCAUGAGCCCACAGGGUUGGGAGGCCUGCCACCUUCCUCAACUCCAAGCCCAGGAGCCCAGGAACUGAGCCGGCCUGGUUCUGGGCAUACCAGCUGGCAAAGGUCCACCCCACUGGCCAUCAGCAGGGCGGGUGGAGCAGCCAGCCCCCCCACCCCGCGGGGCGAAUGACAUCACCCCCUUCUCCUGCGGGGUGAGCCGCCCUAGGUGUCGGGCAGAAGACAGGCCCCUUGGGAGACCACCACCAUCACAGGCACAAGGGGGCCCCUCCUCUUGGGUGGCACUCUGCCCAGCCUCAGGGUCCUGCUGGGCAAGUGCAAGGAGGCCACUGCACCCCUGCCCCUCUGUACAGCCUGGGGAGCUCGGGGGGCCUCCAGUGAGGUGGGGUGGUGGGUGUGGGGCCGGAGGGCAGGGCUCGACCAGCCUCAUGCCUGAGGGCGAUGUGUAUUUAUUGCUCACACGUGUUUGCCAUGUUGUCAGUGGGUCCUUUCCAGCCCAAGAGGUACAUUUGUUCUUGUUUUUCCUGAAAAAAUAAAAGUCUGCCAAGUGGA